Molecule: messenger RNA, 3915 nt
Organism: Maudiozyma barnettii
Lineage: Eukaryota; Fungi; Ascomycota; Saccharomycetes; Saccharomycetales; Saccharomycetaceae
Gene: BUD4
Product: Bud4p
Exons: 1
Coding region: 1-3915 (1304 amino acids)
Biological process (GO): axial cellular bud site selection; protein localization to bud neck
Cellular component (GO): cellular bud neck contractile ring
Molecular function (GO): GTP binding
Source: RefSeq, a predicted model, not a curated record
AUGGACUCCGAAUCUACAGUGAAUCUAUUGAUUCAAGAUAUAGAUGAUGAGGUGAUGCAUAAAGAGAUUACUAAUAUUAAUCGUAAUGAUAUGAACACAACGGACCCUGAGGAACCAUUAGAUUUACCUGGCAAUAGCAGUAAUAGCUCUAUGGAUUCUGUGAAACAUGUAGACAUAAGUCAAGUACAAGAUGAUCCAAGCGAUACAUCAACAAACAUAGAGUCGAAUAACCAUUAUGAUUUAGCUGCACCUGUCAAAAUACAUCCAAAGACAACUGAUCCGCUAGUCACUCCGGAUUUGAGGAAUGGAGCAACAGAAGUAAUGUCUGGCCCAACUCUAGCAAGUACUACCAAUCGUGUUUAUAUGAAUAGAAGUCCAAAUUCGAGCACAGAAAGAUUAAGAGAGAUGUUAAAAGAAGAAGCAGAUGAUAUUGAAACAGAAAUUGAACAAAGUGUGGAUAUUUUAUUCAAUCCAACUGCUCCUAAGAGGUUUUCGUUAGGUUCAACAAAGCCAUUGCUACCAUUUAACAACCCUCAAGGUAAUGAUCAUGGAAGUAUUGCACGGUAUGUGUCGAAUUCAGAUGGUGACGAUAUGGAUUAUUCAUUUUCUGCUGCUUCGAAUGAGUUUGGUGAGCAAUCACCUCUGGUUCAACAUUCUCCGUUUAAGAUUCCAGUGAGUAAUACUGUGACCAUAAAUCGAUACACCAACACAUAUGGGGUGAAUGAUAUAGUCGAAGACUUAUCAAACUCAACCUUUUCGGAUAAUAAGGAUAGCGAACCGCACUCUAUUUCAAGAUUAGUAUCGGAAGGUACUGAUUUCCUGUCUACUAUUCAGCCCCCAAGUAUACCCCCUACCCCCGAAAUGAGACCAUUCAUAGAUUCAAAAACUCUUGAUGAAGAAAGUAACAAUUAUUCGAAGAAACUUAACACAAGAAUAUUUAGUAUGGCAACCACUAUAGGCGAUUAUGAAUCAGCUUUGGAACAGCAAAGUGAUAUCGGAUCAAUGGUACAAUGUAUUGACGAAACAGACGACGUAUCUGAGUCGGAUAUAAUCGAUACAUUGAAUAUUUCUUCGACAACAGCUAAUUUUGAGAAGGAGAGUAUAUCGGAUAAUGAUAGCUUGAAUAAUAAUACGUUCAUGAGCGGUGUGGUCUCCUCAAUUGGAUCAGUCCAAUUAGAAAAGGAAAGUGAGUCAUGUGAUAAUAGCACAUCAUCAAAUAAUGAAAGUGAGUCCGUCUAUAAGAUCUCGUUAGAAAAUGAAAAGUUGAUGGAGUACACUAAUAAAAAGAUCCUUCAAGCUGAGGACAAAAUAGAAAAUAUAAUUAAAGAUACGAAUAUUCCAAUCAGUACAUUGCCUAUCCUUCCAAAUGAAAAGGAGGAAGGAUUACCUUCCAAAUUAUCAGUCACUUCCACAGAUGUAUUAAACAUUACAACCGAUCAGGAAUCAUUUUUAGAGAGUUCUUCUAGGAAAAAUGCAAUGGAAGAAGAUGCCGACCGUUUGCCUCUUGCACCAAAGCAUCCACCGAUUAUUCCGGGGUUUGCGACUUCGGAACCUGGAAAUACUGAAACUAAUGAUGGUUCGUUGAUUGGAACUCUCCCAGAAAUCGACGUCGAGAUUACCGGUAAUGCACAAGAAUAUUUGAUGAACAGCUCUAAAGAGAAUAACGAGAAUUCAAUAUUAACAGAUGCAGGGACAAAUAAUUCAAACGUUGAUGACGUUACCUUUGAAGAAAACCAAACUUUGGAUGAACUAGAUAGUUCAUUAGCCUUAGAUCCGUCCCCGAUUCUACUGAACGCAGUUCUAACUCUCCCUGAGAUGUCCAAAUCUGAAAUGGUACAAACUCUCUCAAAAGAUUCAAAUAUUGUUGAAAAUAUUUUACCAGAAGUCCCUGGAUUUGAACCUCUUCACUUAGAAUCGCCUUUCGACUUGGAGGCAGAUUCUUCAUUUGGUUCUACCAAAUCAGAAGAUCCAGACAAGCCAACUAAUUACUUGAACGUAUGGCACAUACAAGAGUCAUCUCAUAUGCCUGAACGAAAAUUAUCGGUUACAAGUAGGCCAGUUGGAGCACCAAAGUCGAUAUCCCGAAAUGUCUCUUCAUAUUCUUUCAAGCCUAGAUUAGUUCAUAGGCCAAAGAUUCAUUAUUCCGAUUCAUCAACUAAGACAAAUGUGCAAAAAGAUCCGUUACUAGGCGAUGACUGUAUUGCUGAAUCAUUUUCAACUGAUUUUGAAUACCUAUUAAAUCAAAUUUCUACAGACGAUCAUUCAUUUGAUGAAAUGAGUCAAAACCCAUCAUAUGGUCGAUUAAAUAUAUGGAACAAAGAUAAGGAUAUUUUGCAUCCAAGUAUAACUAAAUCUGAAAAUACUCCGCCUCAUAAAAAACUUAAUAUUGAACAGGUGAUAGGGCAAGAUGAAGAGGGUAUAAUGAAAUCCCAGGUUAAAAAUGUUAUAAUUGGAAAGGCAUCAAGUAUUAAAAGUUUCCAGGUUGAAUCCGAUGAUAACGUAAGUUUUAGGGAUGAGGGAUUAGUAAAUGAUGAGGGACUUGGAACACCAGAGAAAUACAACGAACUCGAAAGUAUUUAUCGUUCUAACGAGAACCAUAUCGAGAGUCCGUUUAAAGUAGUACUUAAUGAAUCCAAUAAUUCGCCAAGCAAAAUGGCAGGCGGUAAUCCUUUUUUCACCUCUAAUAUGCGUACGAACGAGAUAUUCAAAAAAAAUAGUUCUAUUAGUCAAAAUAUACCUCCUCAGAAAAUCCGUCAAGAAUUUACUGAACCACCUAAACCAGUAGUUGUUAUUUCAAAAUCAAAAGGCCAGGAUGAAUUGGAUGAGUUCAUUGUCAUCGAAAAUGGUAAAGAGGAUCCACCAGAUAACGGUAUAAUAUAUGUCCUUUUAAAUAAGAUCAAUGUUGAACUUUCUGAUGUGGCAAGACAUGACCCUAAGUUUUCUUUAGAAAUCGAUAAUGGUAUUAAUGUAGUCAACACACCUUGGAAAGCUCUCUCUGACGACAAAAUUUUGGAUCUAGGAAAGGAGCUAGAAAUUCCUAUCAGAAGCCUUAAUCAAACAAUCUAUUUAACUUUAAAAUGUCAGUACACAAGGCCUCAAUUUGAAUUAUAUGAGGUCAUGGAAAAAGUCAAGACAGGUAAAAAAUAUCACGGAUUGGGUAAAACAAAUUAUAGAUAUGAAAAGAGGUACAAACAGAAAAAAGUCCAAACUGAUGAUUGGGAUUAUACCUUUGCUCCAGAUGGCUCAUUUGGUAGUGCUGAGAUACAUUUAGAUGAGAAAUUCUUAAGUGCCUGUAAAUUUAAUGAGAAUAAGGAUGUUAGAGUCAAUUUAGAAAAUAAAUGGGGUCGUUUAAAACAAACAUCACAAAAUCUAGGAACAGAUUCGAAUCCUUUGAAAAGAAAGCCUUAUGUAAUUGGUAAUAUAUCAUUGGAUACUUGUUAUCUCCAGAGAUCAUCUCCUUUAGAAAGAUUUCCAAAAUCUCUAAAGCUUGUUCAUGAUAUGGUCGGAAGAUUAAAAUCACAGCGCAGUAUUAAGAAAGAAGGUUCGCUAUUGCAGGAGGGUGGUGAUAUUCUAGGGUUGCUCAAGAAAAGAUAUUUUAAGUUAGAAGGAAACACCUUAACAGGCUAUCAUGAAAUUUCGAGAAAGGCUAAAAUUGAUAUUAAUUUGCUAAAUGCAAUUGAUGUGAUCGACAGCAACGAUUUUCAAUCUAAAAAGGCAACAAAUAGAGAUUUUACAAAUCUCGUUUUAUUCGGUGAAAGUUUCAAAAUUAUAUUCAAUGAUGGUGAAAUUAUUUCCUUUAAUUCAGACACCUCUGCGAUCGAAACUAGAGACUGGUAUAACAAGAUUAAAGAGAGUAUUGCAUUGAAUGUCGUUCAUCAACCAUGGGUAAAAAAAAUUAUCGACUAUACAUUGUAA